This is a messenger RNA of Ruditapes philippinarum (Manila clam), 527 nucleotides long. Its product is annotated as porphobilinogen deaminase-like. The transcript has 5 exons. The coding region runs from base 48 to 527 and encodes 159 amino acids. Gene Ontology annotation, cellular component: cytoplasm. Gene Ontology annotation, biological process: heme biosynthetic process. NCBI's taxonomy places the organism in Eukaryota, Metazoa, Mollusca, Bivalvia, Venerida, Veneridae. The record is from RefSeq and is a predicted model, not a curated record. Gene Ontology annotation, molecular function: hydroxymethylbilane synthase activity.
GUCAUAUUUCAUUUAUUUUAUGCCAUAUUUUCUAAUUUUUAGUUACCAUGACUACAACUGGUGACAAGAUUUUAGACUCUGCCCUAUCCAAGAUUGGUGCUAAAGACCUGUUCACACGUGAGUUAGAGUUGGCCUUGGAGAAUGGUGAGGUUGAUUUUGUUGUCCACUCUCUGAAAGAUUUGCCAACAAGAAUAGCAGAAAACCUGGUGAUAGGAUGUGUGUAUAAGAGAGACAGUGAGUUUGAUGCUGUAGUUAUGCACCCUAAACAUAAAGGAAAGAAAUUAGCAGACCUUCCUGAUGCAAGUGUUAUUGGUACAAGUUCCCUGAGAAGAGCAGCACAGCUACAAAGAAAAUUUCCAACUUUUAAAUUUGAAAGUAUUAGAGGUAACUUGAAUACCCGAUUCAAGAAACUGGACGAGGACACCAAGUAUGAUGCCAUCGUACUGGCGGAGGCUGGUCUACGUAGAAUGGGCUGGGAUGACAGGAUUGCACAGGUUGGACAAUUCUCUGAAUACAAGCAGCAAUAA